Molecule: messenger RNA, 621 nt
Organism: Pseudocercospora fijiensis CIRAD86
Lineage: Eukaryota; Fungi; Ascomycota; Dothideomycetes; Mycosphaerellales; Mycosphaerellaceae
Exons: 1
Coding region: 1-621 (206 amino acids)
Source: RefSeq, a predicted model, not a curated record
AUGCCCGAAAAAGUCCUCGACCCCACCCAAGACCCAUCGGUCACCAAACAAUACGACACCCAAACCUCCCCCGAAGAGAAAUUCCAAGACUUCUACACAAUCGCCGACAACCUCGGAGUCUGCAUGCUAGGAACCCACCGCCCAAACAUCGGUCCCGUCGCACGUUCCAUGGCUAUAGCAAAACGCUCCGGCCCCGACUUCUUAUUCCUAGCCAACACCCACUCGCAAAAAUUCCGCGACCUGGAAGCCUCCCCACAAGCACAGGUGAUCUUCCAAGACUCGAAAACUCAAGACUGGAUCUCCGUGUCCGGGGAAGCGACGACGAUGAGUACUUCCGAUCCGAGGAUCCAGGAGAUUUGGACGAAGGGGGUUUCGGCUUGGUUUGGGGAUGUUGGGGAUGGGGUUCAUGAUGGGGGACCGCGGGAUCCGAGGAUGGGGUUGAUUGUGGUUAAGAGUAGGUAUGUUAGUUAUUGGAAACAUGAGACGGGGGUGUUGGGGUUUAUGAAGGAGGUGGGGGCUGCGAGUUUGACGGGAACGGUUGCGAAGACGGGGUGUUUGAGGGAGAUGCAUGAGAGUGAGAUUCAGAGUGCGAGGCAGAGGGAUAGUGCUUUGACGAGUUAG